AAUUGCUAAGAGGAAAUGCAGUGUGUGACUGCAACUGGAAACCGUAAAAUCAUUUUUGGAUCUGGAACCAGACUUACUGUUGAAACAAAAAAAGAAGAACCGCCUGUCUAUUACAAAUUCGAUGAGUCAUGUUUGGCAACCGACUUCACAAAAUAUGAUGCUGUAAAAUUCCAAAACGUUACACCAGUGCGAUAUGCAGAACGAAGUUAUUACAGCAGCUACGCCUUUAAUGUUUCAGACUGCCCGCAGAAAGACUGUCAGCAAGGAUCAUCCAGUCAAAAUGAUGAUUUUGAACCAGAUGAAAAAACCAACUACAUGUCACUGGGUCUCUAUUGGCUGAGAAUUCUCUUUCUGAAGACUGUUGUGUUCAAUGUCCUGAUGACUUUCAAAGCAUGGAUGAGCUAACAUGUUGCAAAAAUCCCCAUCAUUUUUCAUCAGUUGGAUUUAUCAGCAAAGACAAAACAUCACAUUCGAGAGCCAUCAGAAUGAUACUGUUGUUGUUACACAAUGAUCAAGGGAUUAUGAAACCUCUCUCAGUUAUGCUAUAUUGCUUAUGGUUUUAAGAAUUAUUUACUCUA
Molecule: messenger RNA, 578 nt
Organism: Cyprinus carpio (common carp)
Lineage: Eukaryota; Metazoa; Chordata; Actinopteri; Cypriniformes; Cyprinidae
Exons: 5
Coding region: 16-405 (129 amino acids)
Source: RefSeq, a predicted model, not a curated record